This is a messenger RNA of Pieris macdunnoughi, 1158 nucleotides long. The record is from the annotation of a GenBank genome assembly. NCBI's taxonomy places the organism in Eukaryota, Metazoa, Arthropoda, Insecta, Lepidoptera, Pieridae.
AUGCGGGCAAUCUGCAUUUUCGCGAUUUCGUUACUUUCCUUCGCCUUGGCAGAUUCCGAACCUUGGGUAGAGGAAGAAGACGUAGAAGAUUAUAAUGAUUAUCACAUCGACAAGCGUGACGUCGAAGGUCCAUAUGAGGAACAUAUUAGGGUGAAGCGUGGACACGAGAGGUCUAAGCGAGCUCCGGUACCUAUUCAUCAAUAUGAAGUCUAUGAACCGUUUGAAGAAGGGUCCUUUCCAGCUCCAUCUUAUCAGGAAAUGUUAGCGGCUAGUGCUGAACACUACCACAGAUAUUUACCCGCAAAUACUCGGAUCGCUCGUCAUUUAAAUACGCAAAUAAACCCGGGGCCUCUCACGUUUGGAGUAAGUCCAGAUCCCAUAGAAGUUGUUUCAGCGCCUGUAAACCUAUCUCCAGUAGCUAACACCAGACCAAUACAGUUCAGCAAUGAACCGCCAGCAGGCGCAGUGUUCUAUGAACAGCAGGAAGAUUUGGCCCCAGCUGCUGGUCACGUUGUAAUAAAGCACAAUCCCCAUGUCUCGACCCAUAAACAAGGAUUGGGUCAAGCGCAAGAAGCCAGUCACUUUGAUGCACAAGGAGGCAAGGUUGUCAAAGGUUCCAAAACAGACCACUACGUAGACAAAGGUGGCAAAGGUCACAAAACUGACGAGCACCAACGGAAAGAAUAUGAGGAAGCAGCUGGUAAAAAGAAAAAGCACCAUGACCUUGCAGGACAUAAGGGAAGUCAUCAAGAGGAGGCUUUUGGACAGAGAGGGGCACACUUCGACGAGAAAAAGGGACACAAAAAAGGACACAAAACUAAGGGCUUCCACAACAAGUACCACAAAGACGAAUUCCACAAGGAGCAUAAAUUCUACGACGACUUCCACAAGGGAGGUGAACAUCAUCGCUAUGGCAAAUUCAACGCUCGGCACGCCACCAACGAGAGUGGCAAGAAAAAAGCCCACCACGUGAAUGCAGGCCACGAUUUUGUCGAGAAAGGCAAGAAUGGAUACAGCAAAAAGGGACAUGUAGACGCUGAUCACCGGGGUCACAAGGGUAAAUCUGGACAUGAAGAACAUCAUGCACAUCACUCGCAGCACGGCAAGAAGGGAGGCAAAGAAGGUGGCUCUCAUUGGGCUUAUGCUAAGAAAGACUAA